Molecule: messenger RNA, 3735 nt
Organism: Harmonia axyridis
Lineage: Eukaryota; Metazoa; Arthropoda; Insecta; Coleoptera; Coccinellidae
Product: sodium/potassium-transporting ATPase subunit alpha-like
Exons: 15
Coding region: 455-3481 (1008 amino acids)
Biological process (GO): intracellular sodium ion homeostasis; potassium ion import across plasma membrane; intracellular potassium ion homeostasis
Cellular component (GO): membrane
Molecular function (GO): ATP binding; ATP hydrolysis activity; P-type sodium:potassium-exchanging transporter activity
Source: RefSeq, a predicted model, not a curated record
CAUUCCCCAUUUUCUAAUAUUACGAGCUUUGCGAAACCGCUUAACCGAUCCAAACUGGAAAAAACUCAUCCCCAAACCGUUCGAUAAAAUUCCCACCUAUCCCUCAGCUCGAUGAAAUAUCAGAGAUGGCUCGGCCGAAUCAAACAACGCGCCCAACUUGAAGCGUCAAUAAAAUUCUGCGGUUUCCGUUUGGUCUUUAGGCCCGCUUGAUUUCAUGCGUUUAUUUCGGACAUCGUCACUAUUUUUAAAAGUAAAACAUCCAAUACUUGAGUUAUUUAUGCUAACCCACUUUGAGUUUCAGUAAUACGGAAUAUAGGAGGCUCUGGAGCCAGUUCGUUGCAGUUUGGGAAAGCGACAGCUACUUGAUUUUCGCGCACGGUGUUUAAAAUGUCGGUUUCCUGAAGGCCCCCUGUUUGAACUUUGUUAUUUCGUUGUGUUGUUUGGGUAGUGCAAAAUGCCGCUUUUCCAGAAGAAAAGACCUAGGUCCAAAUCCUUGACGAGGAAGGAGAUUUCCCUGGCAAGGCUAGAGAAUUUCAGAAAGGAAGUUAUCACAGAUUACCACACUGUGCCUCUCGGCGAACUUUGCAGAAGACUGAACACAGACAGAGAAAAUGGACUCACCGUAACACAAGCCGCUGAUGUUCUCCAAAAAACUGGCCCUAACAUGCUUACUCCAUCUCAUAAGACUCCAGAAUAUAUCAAAUUCAUCAGAACAAUAACACAUGGAUUCUCGCUUUUGCUAUGGAUAGGAGCUUUCCUCUGCUUUGCGGCAUUUACUAUACGAAAGCUCACAACACAUGAAUUCGACACGGACAACUUGAUUCUAGGAUGUGUGCUAGUCAUUGUGGUUGUGGUAACUGGUAUUUUCAUGUACUGUCAAGAGCAUAAAAGUCAAAAGAUUAUGGAAUCCUUUGCCAACAUGGUCCCACCAAAAGCCACUGUCAUUAGAGGUGGUGAAACAAUGACCAUAGUAUCGAAAGAGAUAGUGGUAGGAGAUUUGGUGGACAUGAAAUUCGGUGAUCGGAUACCAGCCGAUGUGAGGAUUAUCCAGAGUCAAGGAUUCAAGGUUGACAACGCCGCCUUAACAGGAGAAUCUGAACCUCAAUAUCGUGGGACGGAAUGCACCAGUGACGAUUUGUUAGAGACAAAAAAUUUUGCGUUCUUCUCUACCAAUGCUGUUGAAGGCACAGCUAAGGGUAUUGUUGUUGCUUGUGGUGACAACACAGUAAUGGGUCGCAUCGCCGGUCUUACUGCUAGGUUACAACCCAACAAAACACCAAUUGCAAAAGAACUGGAGCACUUCAUGAAGAUCAUCAGUUGUUGGGCAUGUCUUUUAGGUUUUGUUUUUGGAGGGGCUGCCUUAGCCAUGAACUAUUCAUGGAUCGAGGCAUCUCUCUUCCUCAUAGGAAUAAUUGUAGCUAAUGUACCUGAAGGUUUGUUGGCAACUGUGACUGUAUGUCUGUCUGUUACUGCGAAGAGGAUGGCAGGAAGAAAUUGCCUAGUGAAAAACCUGGAAGCAGUUGAGACUCUUGGAUCUACCUCUGUUAUUUGUUCGGACAAAACGGGAACAUUAACACAAAACAAAAUGACGGUUUGUCAUUUUUGGUGUGACAAUGCCACUACUAACGCCGAUGUUAGUGUACAACAAAACGCGGCCCAGAACUAUAAGAAGGGUGAAGCGUUCAACCUUCUCAUGAGAUGCGCCACCCUUUGCAAUAGAGCGGAAUUCGUUAAUGGUCAGGAUGGUGAACCUAUAGCUUCGAGGACUGUUAGAGGUGACGCAUCUGAGGAAGCCAUAUUGAAGUUCGUGGAGCUUUCUCAUAUUCAUGGGUCACCAACGGAGUUCAGGAAGAAGCACCGAAAGCUCUUGGAAAUACCAUUCAGUUCAACUACCAAGUAUCAGUUAAGCAUCCACGAAAUGGAAGGCAGAUGCCUCAUAGCAAUGAAAGGUGCACCAGAAAGAAUUCUGGCAAGAUGCUCCAAGAUAUUCAUCGACGGAACUACAAAAGAUAUGACCGACGAAUACAGAAUGAGGUGCGAAGAGGCCUGUGUGAAACUAGCGGAAAAAGGAGAACGUGUCUUGGGUUUCUGCGAUCUUCUGUUGGAGGAAAAAUUCACAACGGACUUCAAGUUUUGCGCUGAGCCCGCCAACUUUCCAAGAAAAAACCUACGCUUUGUGGGAUUGAUGGCCCUCAGAGAUCCCCCUAGACCGCAAGUACCUGAAGCUGUGAAUAGGUGUAGGAUGGCCGGAAUAAGGGUUAUCAUGGUUACCGGCGAUCAUCCUAUUACUGCGAAAGCCAUAGCAAAAGAAGUGGGAAUCAUCAAAAGCAAGGAAUCACUGGAUGUGUUAAAUGUUGGAGUGGUGGAAACAAUUCCUCCACAACUCAAAGAUACUGCAAUAGUUAUUCAUGGUACGGCGCUGAGGGAUAUGACGAACCAAGAAUUGGACCACAUCUUACGCCACUUUCAGGAAAUUGUAUUUGCCAGAACUUCCCCCACGCAGAAGCUACAGAUCGUUGAGGGUUUUCAAAGAUUGAAAAAGAUCGUUGCAGUAACUGGAGAUGGUGUAAACGAUUCUCCCGCUCUAAAGAAAGCUGACAUAGGUAUCGCCAUGGGCAUCAGCGGUUCGGAGGUGUCCAAGCAAUCCGCUGAUAUGAUCCUCCUGGAUGAUAACUUUGCCUCUAUAAUAACAGGGGUGGAGGAAGGUCGAAGGAUUUUUGACAAUUUGAAGAAGUCCAUCGCUUACACGCUUGCUUCAAAUGUUCCCGAAAUUUUACCGUUCUUAGCAUUCGUUAUUCUCAACAUUCCACUACCGUUAGGUGUCAUGGCCAUCCUCUGCAUAGAUCUUCUUACCGAUAUGUUACCAGCUAUAAGUUUAGCUUAUGAAGACGCAGAAAGUGACAUUAUGUCUCGACCGCCUCGAGAUCCAGAAGAAGAUAAAUUGGUCACGCCAAAAUUGUACUUCCUCGCUUAUGGUCAUAUUGGAAUGGUGGAGGCUGCUUGUGGAUUCUUCGUUUACUUCAUGAUAAUGGCGGAGCAUGGAUUCAGGCCAGCAGAUCUCUUCAAUCUAAGGGAGGAAUGGGAUUCUUCACAUAUAAAUGAUCUUAUGGAUUCUUAUGGUCAAGAAUGGUCUUUUGAAAGCAGGAAAACACUACAAUAUACAUGUUAUACAGCUUUCAUGAUCUCGGUGGUAGUAACCCAAUGGGCGGAUCUUUUGGUGUGCAAAACUAGGAUAAACUCAAUAGUUGAGCAAGGUAUGGGUAAUGUUAUACUGAACGUCAGUCUGGUAGUGGAAACAGUUGUUGCAUGUAUGUUAUCCUAUAUGCCAUUAAUGAAUUACUUGAAAUUUUACCCUGUUAUGUUGAGAUGGUGGUUAUACUGUAUACCAUUUGCCAUUUUCAUUGUUAUAUUUGAUGAAUUCAGAAAAUGGCGCAUGAGAAGGAAUCCCACUGGAUACUUCCAUCAAACCACAUAUUACUGAGAAAUUUAGUAGAGAAUUCAAUUUAAAACUAUGGAAUUGUGUGUUUUAUUACAUAUAUAGAUGCAGCUGGAAGAAAAACGUGAAAUGAAAAGCUUAAGCAAUGAUAAACUUCAGAUAUCACAACUACAAAUAGAAACAUCACAGAAGCAAAUGAAUAUUUUAUAUCAAAUAGAAACUAUGGACAAAAAUGAAUAUUUAUUCACAGGAUAACAAAUUACUAGUAUGUUUAUAUUACAAUAAAACUAUAAAAUUAA